Molecule: messenger RNA, 5771 nt
Organism: Lethenteron reissneri (Far Eastern brook lamprey)
Lineage: Eukaryota; Metazoa; Chordata; Hyperoartia; Petromyzontiformes; Petromyzontidae
Product: liprin-alpha-1-like
Biological process (GO): synapse organization
Cellular component (GO): presynaptic active zone
Molecular function (GO): protein binding
Source: RefSeq, a predicted model, not a curated record
UCUCCGCCUGUCAAAGUGUCAAGCGUCGCCGCGUCGCCGCCGCUCGGCAUUCGCUCUCCGCAUUGACGAACACCACAUUCUGUGGUUGUUUUGUGUUGUUCUUGACACUCAUUCAGGUCAUUUACCCCCUCUUCCUCCGCCGCGCGAAUUAAUGCCGCCUCCCGCAUUUCGUCGACUGCCUCGAUGACGGACUCUCGCAGGGAGUGGCCGCACGUUCCUUUCCGUCGCCGCCGCCGUUGUCGACCGGGGUCACCCCCUCUACGUUGCCCGUCCCGGCCGGGUUAGGAUCGCCCUAAGUCGGCGGGGAAUCUAGGCGAGCGCCGUGGUCUGCAGGGCCUAACGUCGGUGUCCCCCGGUGUGACAGGAGUCUUCAAGAGCCAGCCCCGGGACAGAGAACCCUCCGUGUUAUUGCAUCGUAGCUCUCAGCGACAGCCAAGAUGAUGUGCGAGGUGAUGCCGACGAUCAGCGAGGACGGGCCCGCCCGGCGCGGCUCGCAGGGCUCGGACGAUGCGAGCUUCGAGCAGCUGAUGGUGAGCAUGCUGGAUGAGCGCGACAAGCUGCUGGACACCCUGCGGGAGAGCCAGGAGGCGCUGGUCGCCAUGCAGUCACGCUACCAGGAGGCGACGCACGAGAGGGACUCUCUGCACCGCCAGCUCACGUCCGCCCAGCCGCAGGAGUUCGCCGCCCUCACCAAGGAGCUCAAUGCCUGCCGCGAGCAGCUUCUGGAGAAGGAAGAGGAGGUGUCGGAGCUCAAGGCCGAGCGCAACAACACCCGGCUGUUGCUGGAGCACCUGGAGUGCCUGGUGUCGCGGCACGAGCGCUCGCUGCGCAUGACGGUGGUGAAGCGGCAGGCGCAGUCGUCGUCCGGCGUCUCCAGCGAGGUGGAGGUGCUCAAGGCCCUCAAGUCGCUCUUCGAGCACCACAAGGCGCUGGACGAGAAGGUUCGGGAAAGGCUGAGAGUCGCCCUGGAGAGAGUGGCAACCCUCGAGCAAGAACUCACCUCGGCAAACCAAGAGCUGUCCGUGCUGAGGGAGCAGGCGGCGUUGUCUCAGCCGCGGAUGGGCUCGGGGGAUGGAGCCGAGGACACGGAGCAGCAGAAGCAGCCGGAGGGCGAGCAGAGAGGGCCCGGAAAGCGACUGUCCAAUGGCUCGGUGGAGACGGAGGACCUGGUGAGCCGCGUGCUGGACCUGCAGCAGACUCUGGAGAGGCAGAACCUGGAGCUGGGCCAAAUGAAGGACCGUCUCGUGGCGCUGUCGUCUCGCGUGUCCGAGCUCGAGGGAGACCUGGACACGGCACGCAAGGACCUCAUCAAGUCGGAGGAAGGGAACGCCAGAUAUCAGCGAGACAUCCGAGAGGCUAUGGCCCAGAAGGAGGACAUGGAGGAACGGAUCACCACCCUCGAGAAGCGAUACCUGGGUGCCCAGCGAGAGGCCACGUCACUCCACGACCUGAACGACAAGCUGGAGAACGAGCUCGCCAACAAGGAAGCCGUGAUCAGACAGAGCGAGGACCGCGCACGGCAGAUGCAGGAGCGGCUGGAGCUGGGUGAGCAGAAGCUGCAGCAGACGCUCAAGAAGGCGCAGACGCUGCCGGAGAUCGAGGCGGAGCUUGCGCAGCGCGUCGUCGCGCUCACCAAGGCAGAAGAGAGGCACGGCAAUGUGGAGGAGAGGCUGAGACAACUGGAGGCUCAGCUGGAGGAGAAGAACCAAGAGCUGCAGAUGGCUCGUCAGCGCGAGAAAAUGAACGAAGAGCACAACAAGCGGCUGUCGGACACCGUGGACAAGCUGCUGUCCGAGUCCAACGAGCGGCUGCAGCUGCACCUCAAAGAGCGGAUGUCUGCCCUCGAGGAGAAGAAUUCUCUGAACCAUGAACUGGACAGCAUCAGGAAACACCUGGAGGAGACGCAGCAUGACAAGGAGCGGUUGCUGGAGGAGGUGGCGACGUUGCGGGCAGAGAUGGACCAAUGGAGGCUCAACCCGGGCUGCGAACCAAUGCUGAGCAGGACGAGGCUUGGCAGUGCCCCCGACUUGGGCCUCACCGUGCGGUCGGCGGCAAUGGAGCCCAUGGGUCACUACUCCAACUCGAGCCUGGUCCACCGGCGGCCGCAGACCGGCAGGAUCGUCGCGCUGCGUGAAGACCCGAGCAAGGUGCACACCCUGAACGAGCAGGCGUGGCAGCGUGCCCAGCAGGCGAGCGUGCUGGCGAGCGUGGCGCACGCCUUCGAGAGCGACCCCGAGGGGUCGGACGAGGACGAGCGCGAGACGGUGUUCAGCGCCGCCGACCUCCUGUCGCCCGUCGGCCACUCGGACGCGCACACGCUGGCGCGCCGCCUGCAGCAGCAGCUGGACGCCAUCAACCAGGAAAUCCGGCUGAUCCAGGAGGAGAAGGAGUCGACGGAGCAGCUGGCGGAGGAGAUCGAGAUCCGUGUGGGUGGCAGCAGCAGCAGCGGCGGCAGCAGCACCAUGCCCAUGCCACGGCUGCGAUCGGCGCGCUCCAUCCCCGGCUCGCUCACUGCCACCGCCACGCUCGCUACCAACUCGGCGCCCGUCAGCGGAUACGCCACGCCCAAGCGGCUCACGCACAGCCCCGCGCACGACCCGGACCGCCACGGGGCCAUGACGCUGCCUAGUGAUUUAAGGAAGCAUCAUAGGAAGGCCGGCGGGUCGCGGGACGACCCGAGGGAGGACAAGGCAACGAUACGGUGCGAGACGUCCCCACCGCCCAGCCCGAGGGUGGGCGCCGAGAAGGGCACGCAGCUCACGCGCUCGGCCAGCCAGGAGGAACUCCGAGGGCCACCUGUGUCCCAGGAUGGCCAAGCCAGCAAUCCCAGCAGCAGCAACAGCAGCCAGGACUCCCUGCACAAGGCGCAGAAAAAGAAAGGGAUCAAGUCCUCCAUCGGUCGCCUCUUCGGCAAGAAGGAGAAGGCUCGGAUCACCGGGGCUAUUAAGGAGAUGCCUCUGCAAGGCCCAGGAAGCCUUGGGGAAGUCGACAGUGCUACCCAGGAUGCCCUGGGACUUGGGAAACUGGGGACGCAGGCGGAGAAGGAAAGGAGAAUGAAAAAGAAGCAUGAGCUCCUGGAAGACGCCCGCAGGAAAGUCCUUCCCUUCGCACAGUGGGACGGGCCAACGGUUGUUGCGUGGCUGGAGCUGUGGGUGGGCAUGCCGGCGUGGUACGUGGCGGCGUGCCGCGCCAACGUCAAGAGCGGCGCCAUCAUGUCGGCGCUGUCGGACACGGAGAUCCAGCGCGAGAUCGGCAUCUCGAACCCGCUGCACCGGCUCAAGCUGCGCCUCGCCAUCCAGGAGAUGGUGUCGCUCACCAGCCCCUCGGCACCACCCACCUCCAGAACGUCGACGGGCAAUGUGUGGGUGACUCACGAGGAAAUGGAAAACAUGGCGGCGGCUCCCAAAACGGAUGCCGAUGAGGGAAGCUGGGCACAGACGCUGGCGUACAGCGACAUGAACCACGAGUGGGUGGGCAACGAGUGGCUGCCCAGCCUAGGCCUGCCCCAGUACCGCAGCUACUUCAUGGAGUGCCUCGUGGACGCACGCAUGCUCGACCACCUCACCAAGAAGGACCUGCGGGGCCAGCUCAAGAUGGUCGACAGCUUCCACAGAACCAGCCUGCAGUAUGGCAUCAUGUGCCUGAAGCGAUUAAACUACGAUCGCCAAGAGCUGGAAAGGAAAAGAGAGGACAGCCAACAUGAAAUACAAGACGUGGUGGUGUGGAGCAACGAGCGGGUGGUUCGCUGGGUGCAGUCUGUGGGACUCCGGGAGUACGCCAACAGCCUGAUCGAGAGCGGGAUCCACGGUGCCUUGCUAGCCCUGGACGAGAGCUUUGACCACACGAGCCUGGCACUGGCCCUGCAGAUCCCGACGCAGAACACGCAGGCAAGACAAGUGCUGGAACGCGAAUACAACAACCUGCUGGCGUUGGGAACAGAUCGGAGGUUGGACGAUGGCACCGAGAAGGGCUUCCAGCGCACGCCGUCGUGGCGGAAGCGCUUCCAGCCGCGCGAGGUGCGUGGCGCCGUCGGCAUGGGCCUGGGCUCAUCUGAAACGCUGCCCGCCAGCUUCCGCGUCCCGCAAGGCGUCACGCCGUCCCCCACCAUGCAGCCCAAGCGCAUCCAGCAGGACGGUGGCCCCCUGUUUGGGUCUCAGCGUCUAGACAACACGGUGCGGACGUACUCUUGCUAGCCGCGCGCCGGCUUACCCGGCCGGACGCGGGCGCGUCUACCCCCAUUACUUCUACCGAUGAACGCGGAGGGACCCGGGCGGGAGCGCGAAGGUCCGCCACACUAUGCAACGAGCAUAGAGAGGAGUCAGGAGCAACGGAAUGUACCGCCGCGCCGCAGCGAAGCCGGACCGGCCUCGUGAUGGAAACAAACAAAACCUUCCACAUGCCACACAAAUGCUAUUUUGUGAUAUUAACGUGUAAGCUAUACGGAUUAACACAUGGGGGGGGGGGGGGGGGGACUGCAAAGAUAAGAUUUUUUUUAUAGAUAAUAAAAAAAUGAAUGAAAAAAACCCUCAAAUAAAAAACGAAAUAUUUGAGUUUAAUAUAUUUAUACAGCUGUUAUGUACAUGAUAGUAGAUGGUGCUUUCUUAUGAUACAUUUCUGUUUGUUGGACAUUCUGUAACGGAUCGCUAAUUUGCUUUUUUUAUUACGUUUGUCCUUAGUUACGUGUGUCACGCUAUUUCGUGAAUUUUAUGCAAAUGUAGCCUUUUCUGUUUUUUUAUUUCCAAUACUGUAUACUACUACAAAGUCUAAUAAUGUAAACUAAUAUUAUUUUGCUAGAUUAUUAUUAUUUUUGCUAGUCCCAUGAGAUGUGUGUAAUAUAGAUGCGUGUGUAUAUGCAGGAGCAGAGCUGUGAGGUGUGGGGGAAAUCGUGAUCUGGUCUCGAUAUCAAACAGAGUUGGCGAAAGGUGUGCGUCCCCACGUUGCUUCCGGGGAGGUUGUUUUUUUGUGCCCUUCCCUCUUUUGUGACGCAAACGAGAGGAGUGCACUCGUCACCUCGCCUGAAACACGCACCCACAACGACAAAAGGCUGUUCCUGCCUUUGUGCGAGCACGCGCCGUCUGACCGUACGAGCUAAUGUGUGGAACAUCUGCCGACUCUCUUGUGGAACGGUACUCAUCGCCCGAACAUUUGCGCGACCUCGUCUCAAUUUGGGGGGGGUGUGAACGCUGUCAUCACGGCUACUCGCCGUCGCCGCGAGCCCGCGACGGAGGAUUUCGUUACAGCAAGCUACCGGCUGUAGCGCUAAUGCGAAAGCGGCACGCUGACCACUUUGCCUCCGCUUGAUGCCCCAGCGCCCCUCGCUCUUCUAGGUUUGACCCCGAAAUGCUUCGGGCACGUGUCGAACCCAUUCUUCGUGCCCCCCCACCAGCCCGUCGUGUUCGCGUCCGCCCUGUGCGUACGUACGUGGGGCAUGCGAAUCUUUUUUUUACGAGACCCUCCCACGGCCACAUAUCGUGCUGCAGUAGGACUCUGGCGUUGAACCGGGGAGUUGGCAGGUGCGGAUAAAAUGAUGUAUACACAUGUACGUGUUUUGUGUGUGUGUGUGUACACACAUACAAUUUUAAAAUGCUUAACGGUACAAAAUGCAGCCACAUACGGUGGAUGAAUUCUCCCCCCCCCCCCCCGCCCUUCUGUAGAAGCCCCUGUGUAUGUCUGAUCAAUUUUCAGAAUGUAUAAAGCUGGGCAAGUGUACAUAAAUGCUCAUUGUUUUUUUUUUGUUAAAGAAUGUAAAAUACAUGAACAGAGCAAACUGA